AUGGGCUGUAUGGGCUGUAUGGGCCAUGGUGUGACGGCAUUCUGGGCGGGCGGACAAAAUGUUCAAGAGAUCGGCCGUUGAGAUAGAAGCGCCACAAAUCCGGACGUACUUCGACUACACUUCAGAAAAGUCUACCCGCAAAGCGGUGGACGACUUGGAUAGGUUUCUGCAGACCGAUGGCCCAUAUGAUGGAGUUAUCGCUUUUAGCCAGGCCGCCUCCCUUGUGGGCACCUGGAUGCUGCGCCAAGUAAAAAAAGAAAAAUACAACCACCCUGGUUUCAAGUGCGCCAUUUUCCUGUCCGCUGCUCUUCUCCCGUAUGACUUUGAGCAGCUAGAGGAGGGUCGCCUCCAGCUAGUGACGACUGCAGAGGUUGGUGAAGCCAUUAGCAUCCCGACAGCGCACGUGUGGGGGGAAGAGGAUCGAUUUUCCGAUGCAGCGAAGGACUUUACCAAUUUGUGUAAGUCAGACGUCAAAUCUGUAUUCAUCCAUAAGGGAGGACACGAAGUCCCAGGAGCUAGCUCCAAAGAGGCUGUAUCGCGUGCUGUCAACAUUAUCCGCCGAGCGAUUCAGCUCUCGGAGGCGGCCCAUUAAAGGGGACAGACAAUAUUGAAGGUUUCUAGUUUCUAGUGAAAAAAAAAAAAACUAGAAUUCGGA
Daldinia vernicosa is the source of this 655-nucleotide messenger RNA. Its product is annotated as serine hydrolase-domain-containing protein. NCBI's taxonomy places the organism in Eukaryota, Fungi, Ascomycota, Sordariomycetes, Xylariales, Hypoxylaceae. The transcript is spliced from 2 exons. Gene Ontology annotation, cellular component: nucleus; cytoplasm. The record is from RefSeq and is a predicted model, not a curated record. The coding region runs from base 59 to 592 and encodes 177 amino acids.